CCCACCCUCCCUGUCGCUGCACCCCAGCCAGGGGGUGUCCCUGGGGGACACUGUCACCCUGCGCUGCCACCUGCCCCAGCUGGCUGCCCGGGUCCGGCUCUGCCAGGAAGAACGAUUCAUCUCCUGCAUGUACAAGCACCAGGUACAGAACACGGCUGAGUUCUCCUUUGUUAGCACAAGUAAGGAACAUGCGGGGACUUAUCGGUGCCAGUACCAGGUGUCAGAAGAAUGGGGGGCAUGGCAGAAGACUGACCCCGUGGAGCUGGUUGUGACAGAUUCCGACUUACCCCCACCUGCCGUUUCCCUGCGCCAGGAGGGAUGUGUGGAGAUGGGGACCAACGUCACCCUCUGUGUGGAGACAAGGACCAAUGUCACCAUCCAGUGCAGGAACAAGGAUAAAGGGACCUCCUUCCUCCUGCACAAGGAUGGGUGCUCAGCCCCUGUCCAGCGCCAGGACCCUGAUGGUGCUGGCACGGCCUCUUUCACCCUCUUAGCAGUGACCCUGGCAGACUCUGGUACCUAC
Molecule: messenger RNA, 523 nt
Organism: Meleagris gallopavo (turkey)
Lineage: Eukaryota; Metazoa; Chordata; Aves; Galliformes; Phasianidae
Source: RefSeq, a predicted model, not a curated record